Scheffersomyces coipomensis is the source of this 1150-nucleotide messenger RNA. RefSeq names its product Med18p (gene MED18). Gene Ontology annotation, biological process: termination of RNA polymerase II transcription; regulation of transcription by RNA polymerase II. Gene Ontology annotation, cellular component: core mediator complex; mediator complex. Lineage: Eukaryota; Fungi; Ascomycota; Pichiomycetes; Serinales; Debaryomycetaceae. The transcript has a single exon. The record is from RefSeq and is a predicted model, not a curated record. The coding region runs from base 150 to 1121 and encodes 323 amino acids. Gene Ontology annotation, molecular function: transcription coregulator activity.
GGGUUGGUAUCAACCAAAACUGUAGAGAGAUAUUUGGCGAGGAACAAAAAUCCCAAACUGAAAAAAAAUCCAGAGCUCUAUAUAAUAAACAGUAAGACUUGACCAAAGAAAUCAACCACGACAAGAUCAAUUGGGUACUAAGGGACGUAAUGGUGCAUCAAUUAUUGUUAGUGUCGUCCAUACCACAUAGUAAAUAUGUUCAAACGAUAUCCACGCUACAAGCAAUGACGAGAUUACUAUCUCCCCAACCAAUAUCAACAUACACUUUAGUGACCAAACCUUCAUAUGUAUUCAAACCAAAGUUUGAACCAGGAAAAGUGAAUCAGAUAGAGCAAUAUUAUAUGAAAUGUACAACCACCUGGGAAUCUGGAGUGGACCUCGAUUUAGCUAUACCACUAAUAGCUGAUGAUGAAACUAGUCUGGUUUUCGUUGAAAGAUUGUUUAGUGGGAAUGAAGAAGUUGAAAGAACUUGGACAUUACAGAUUUCAGAUAUUCCAAUUGCUGGGAAACAAGUAUGUAGUAAUCAAACUAUAUACGAGAGUACAUUGAUACAUGCUCAUGCUAGAAUUGAAGAUAGUGAGAUCAAGAAACCCAGUGAUAUUGCCGAUGGUGAUGCCAUGGAAAUAGAUGAUAAAGUUGAAGAACCAAACAAAGAAGUUAAAACUGACUCUAAUGGAGCAAGUGAAGAAUCAAGUACCAGCAUUGUAAAAUCCCACAGCUCAGAUGUAUCAAAUGAUCCUGAUUUAACUGGUAGAAAAGAUUCUUUCUUAUUAUUAUUGGAAAGCUUAGGAUAUGGAGUUGUCAAUCAAUAUUGGCUUAAAGGUGUAAGAUUUUUCCAAGGUGAUAUUGUUAUUGAGAUAUUUAAGAUCUUUAUAAGGGAUGAUAAUGUAUCUUCGACUGAUGCUAACAACAAUAAGAUCAAAUUGAAGUUAUUAGAUGAAUCUAAUACUUUCCAAAUAAAAGCAUAUAUCAACAUUCCUAAGUCAACAGAUAUUGAACAAAUUAGUCAAGGUUCGAAAGAUUUAUUAAAACUACAAGAUUUAUUAAAGAAUUUAUUUAAAUUAGAAAUCCCAGAUAGAAUGUUCAUGGAUUCUAGAGUCACUUUAAAAAAAGCAACCUAAUUUAUAUUAUAUGUAUAUAUACAAGAACA